This is a messenger RNA of Macaca mulatta (Rhesus monkey), 942 nucleotides long. NCBI's taxonomy places the organism in Eukaryota, Metazoa, Chordata, Mammalia, Primates, Cercopithecidae. The record is from RefSeq and is a predicted model, not a curated record.
AUGGAGCGGCCGAUCCAUAGGGUGCGGGGCCGCCGCUGCCCGCAGGAGCCGCCGCCGCCUAUUGUUCAUGCGCCUCCGCAGAGCUGGGAGGACCCCCCCCCACGACGGCGGCCGCAGGUAGGGCCCGGGCUGGCGGGGCUGGGAGAGCUGGGUCGCCGGCGCUGUUACCGCGCCCUGCGGACCCAAGGGGGCCCCGCCCCACGCCCGCCCCGCCCCGCCCCGCGCCCGCCGCCUUCCCAUUGGCUGUGGCCGCCCAGUCCCCGGUUCCUCCGCCGUAGUUGGGGUAGCCUAGCUGGCAGCCUCGCAGGUUCCUCUUACCCACUGCGCCGCCGUCGCAUCGUGCCCUCCCCCUUUGUGGGCUCGCUGGUUCUCAAACCCAGGUGGACCCACUCCUCCCGCCCACUGGCCCGCCGCAGCUCCCACCAUUGGCCCGCGGCACUUGUCCGUUUCCUGGGGAGAGUUCAGCUCCUCCCGGCAGGAAGAGGCGCUGGCCUCAUUGGGUGCGUUAGGAGGGAAGGGUGGAUCCUAAAAGGAAAACCUCAGUUCAGAAAAGCAAUAAACUAUGGGGGGCUGUUUAGAAUGUUGCAUCUCUGGAGAGCAAGUUGCAUUUUAACAGUGAUCAGAGCCUUUAAUUAAGGCAUGAAGGUCAAAUCAUUUCUGCUUCAUCCAGCCUGGUUGCAGAGUGAGCCCAUGGGACAUCCCUCUGAAAUUAUACUGCUUACAACCAUGCUGAGUCUGCAAGGACUUCAUCCAAGCCUUUCCGUCCAGGACCUCAAACAGCUCUAAUCACAAGAAGAGAGAUUUCAGGAAAGAGAAAAUUAUUCCUAUCAUUGAUGUUUUUGAAGAACAUGGAAUGACUGGGAAAAUAAUCUUGUUAAGUAGAAAAAGAAAUCUGUUGUAAUUUUCAAAUAAUUUUUAAAUAAAUUUGAAAAAUUAAGAGAA